Malania oleifera is the source of this 2195-nucleotide messenger RNA. RefSeq names its product 3beta-hydroxysteroid-dehydrogenase/decarboxylase. Gene Ontology annotation, molecular function: 3-beta-hydroxy-Delta5-steroid dehydrogenase (NAD+) activity. The transcript is spliced from 12 exons. The coding region runs from base 45 to 1820 and encodes 591 amino acids. The record is from RefSeq and is a predicted model, not a curated record. Lineage: Eukaryota; Viridiplantae; Streptophyta; Magnoliopsida; Santalales; Ximeniaceae. Gene Ontology annotation, biological process: steroid biosynthetic process.
ACCCAAAACCCCCCGGCACUCUCUCUCUCUCUCUCUGCUUGCGAAUGGCGAUCGACGAACCGUUCGUCGUCGCCGGGAAAGAAAGCUACAGGACCUGCGUUGUCUUCGGCGGCCGAGGCUUCGUCGGAAGAUCGCUCGUCCUCCGGCUUCUUAAGCUCGGCAACUGGAUCGUACGAAUCGCUGAUUCCGCUCAGUCUCUCGAGCUUGAUCCGUCCGAGCGCGACUCGCUUCUCUCCGAAGCCGUCUCCGAUCGUCGCGCUUCGUAUGUGCAAGUUGAUGUUCGCCAUAAAUCUCAAAUCGUCAAUGCUAUUGAGGGUUCAUCGGUCGUAUUUUAUACGGAUGCUACUACUACAUAUGCUGAUGGUUUCUACAACUGUUACAUGGUUAUUGUUAAAGGUGUGAAAAAUGUAAUCAGUGCUUGCCGUGAGUGUAAAGUUAAACAGUUAAUAUACAACAGUUCUGCAGAUGUAGUAUUUGAUGGGUCACGUGAUAUACAUGGUGGAGACGAGUCCUUGCCUUACCCUUGGAAAUUUAAGGACAUGUUUAGUGACUUGAAGUCUCAAGCGGAAGCACUUGUCCUCUUUGCUAACGAUAUUGAUGGCCUUUUAACAUGUGUGCUUCGCCCUAGCAUUGUCUUUGGACCUGGAGAUAGACAGCUUGUUCCUUUUCUUCUGAACAAUGCAAAAUCUGGAUGGUCAAAGUUUAUUAUAGGAAAUGGUGAGAAUAUGUCAGACUUCACCUAUGUUGAAAAUGUUGCCCAUGCCCAUAUCUGUGCAGAAGAAGCUCUAUGUUCUAGGAUGGUUUCUGCGGCUGGGAAGGCAUUUUUCAUAACUAAUCUUGAGCCAAUGAAGUUUUGGGAUUUUGUAUCUCUCAUAUUGGAAGGCUUGGGAUAUCAAAGACCAUUUAUCAAACUUCCUGUCAGGAUGGUUUGGUAUAUUCUUUUGCUUGUCAAGUGGACGCAUGAAAAGCUGUGCUCUAGAAAACAGAGCCAUCUUUUGUCAUCGCAGUACUUUUUUCAGUUAGCCUCUUGCACUAGAACUUUUAAGUGCUCUGCGGCUCAAAAACAUAUUAAAUACUCACCAGUUGUCCCCCUCAAAGAAGGUGUCUCGUUAACCAGUGAUUCAUUCUCGCAUUUAUCCAAAGACUCGCAGUCCGUGAGAUACAGUGAGUUUAAUGAACAAUCAAAAGUUGAUAAGCUGCUAGGCAGUGGGAAAGUGGCAGAGAUUUUGCUUUGGAGAGAUGAGAAGAAAACAUUUACAUGUUUCCUUGUGCUGGUUCUGUUGUUUUACUGGUUUUUCCUUUGUGGAAGAACUUUUGUCUCAUCUGCGGCAAAACUUCUCAUGUUAGUUAUUGUCAUCCUUUUUGGGCAUGGAUUUCUACCAUCAAAGAUGUUUGGGUUCAAUGUUCAGAGAAUAUCUUUGUCCUGUUUUGAAAUCCCAGAUAUGGUUGUAGAAGAUUCAUUCAUAGUCAUAGCAACUUUGUGGAACAGAGGAGUUGAUGUUAUAAGAGCAUUGGCCAAAGGAAAUGAUUGGAACCUAUUUUUAAAGGUGGCAUUUCCCCUCUACCUUCUCAGGAUUAUCUCGUCGUAUUCCAUGGCCGUGGUGGUUGGUGCAGUUCUAAUCAUUGCAUUCACGGCACUUUUCAUUUACGAGCAAUAUGAAUCGGAAAUAGAUGGAUUGGUUGAAAUAUCGUUCAAUGUUGUUAAGAAUUUGAGUGGAUUAUUGAUGAGGAAUCUACCUGCACCUGUGGUAAAGAUUCUACGUAACUUUGAAAUAGUAAAUCAAAAUGAAGAGCUUGAGACGGUAAAGGAUUGGCAAUAACUCACCGGAGCAACCACCAAAUCAAGUGUCAACUGUAAAAAUAGGAAUUGGGUCUUUGUAUCAAGUUAUAGAGAUGAUGUUAGUGUUAUAAUUUUUCCAAAAUGCUAGGUUAUAGAUGUAUAUGCAUUUCAGUCAUCCAGUCCCAAAAUAGACAGACAAUCUUGGUUCCAGUCACACUUCCAAGGGGCGUAGCUUGAUGGUGGACAAAAACUAGACUGGCACAACUGAUUAGAGAGAGAGAGAGAGAGAGAGAGGCUACUGGUCAAGCACACUAGGGGCCUGUUUAGCUAUGGAAAAAUGUUUUUAUAUUUUUCAUUUAUCUUUUUUUUUUUUUUUUUUUUGUUUGCUACUACUAUAAAUAUGCAUUUAUCAACA